AUGAAAUGUCCAAACACUGUUAAAGACUUUAGACCAAUAGCUUGUUGUAAUGUUGUGUACAAAAUUGCAACAAAGCUAUUGUGCUCUAGGCUUAAAGUGAUUCUUCCUGAUUUAGUUUUCCAAAACCAGGGAGGCUUCAUUAAAGGAAGGUUUAUUGGACAUAACAUAAUGAUAUGUCAAGAUCUUGUUAGGCAUUAUAGUAGGAAAUCAAACAAGGUUAGUUGUAUUAUCAAGCUUGAUCUUCAGAAGGCCUAUGACACUAUUGAGUGGGACUUUAUAGAAGAAAUACUUCAAGAAUUUCAGUUUCCUCAAUAUUUCAUUACUCUGGUGAUGAAUUGCAUGGAAUAUCUUUCAAGAAUUAUGAGAAAAGUUGGAGAGAAACAUGACUUUAAAUACCAUCAUAGGUGUGCUGGAAUCAAAUUAAAUUAUCUUGCUUUUGCAGAUGAUGUGCUUCUCUUCUGUAAUGGGGAUUUCAAAAGUGUCCUAUACAUGCUACAGGGCCUCAAGCUCUUCUCGAUAACCUCUGGCCUGCAGCCAAACCCCUCCAAAUCAGCUAUUUACAGCAGUCAUAUGUCCAAGACUGAGCUGAGUUCAAAAUCUGACUUUCACCUACUUGGGAAUUCCCAUCUGCUCUAA
Molecule: messenger RNA, 636 nt
Organism: Cannabis sativa
Lineage: Eukaryota; Viridiplantae; Streptophyta; Magnoliopsida; Rosales; Cannabaceae
Exons: 2
Coding region: 1-636 (211 amino acids)
Source: RefSeq, a predicted model, not a curated record